This is a messenger RNA of Diaporthe citri, 423 nucleotides long. RefSeq lists its product as uncharacterized. The transcript has 2 exons. The coding region runs from base 1 to 423 and encodes 140 amino acids. Lineage: Eukaryota; Fungi; Ascomycota; Sordariomycetes; Diaporthales; Diaporthaceae. The record is from RefSeq and is a predicted model, not a curated record. Gene Ontology annotation, biological process: proteasome assembly.
AUGGAGACCUUCCAGCUUUCUUUUCCCCUGCCACGGUCCCUCGAGGCCCGGAUCUAUGUCCACCUGACCAUCCAGGCCAAAUCCGUCAUGAUCUUCUUGACAACCGCGGCGGGGGAUGAGCUAGGGACACCGCCUCCCAUGGGCUCGUUCGUCUAUGCCCUUCCAGACCCGCUCUCCACCCCGCUGUACACAGCCGGGUCGUCGGAGGAGUUCACAACGCGGAUGGCGAGGCUUUUCGCCAAGAAGACCCAGCUGCCCGUCUACGUCACGAGCUCGAUGAGCUUCGCGAGCACGGGGCUGGGCGGCACGGCCGAGGAGGAGAUGGAGGCGUUCAGGAGGGUCGUCGAGGUCGUCACCGGGAAGCUGCAGGACGUGCUCGGCGUCACGAACGGCGUGUCGGCCUUGUCUGUCACAAGCUCAUGA